Molecule: messenger RNA, 207 nt
Organism: Diaporthe amygdali
Lineage: Eukaryota; Fungi; Ascomycota; Sordariomycetes; Diaporthales; Diaporthaceae
Exons: 2
Coding region: 1-207 (68 amino acids)
Source: RefSeq, a predicted model, not a curated record
AUGCCGGAGUGGAACUCAAGGCAAGAGACGCCCUGUACGGACAGAACGCCAAGAACGAAGGGCUCAGCACCCUUCCCACUGAUAAUCAAGGUAAUGGCCCGGUCCAAGAUCCAGCACAUGUCGGUCGUGGCAUCUGUUUACAGUAAGAAGGGGGGGCACGACAUCACCAGGAGUCAAAAGUACGAGGACGAGAUGUCAGCCGCCUAA